UAAGAAGAGCCCACCUGCUGAGGACACGGUAGUGCUAACACAUAUGAAGAUACUGAGCAAUGAAGGAAUUCAAAAUCCAGGGUUAAUACCCGAGCCUCCAGCUGACACAGAUUGCACAGAAAAAUCCCAUCUUCCUGGUGUCAAUCUCCCACUGGACUGCCAGGGAAAUCUGAAGGCAACAGCCACACCAGCAAAUCCAGAUUAUGCAGAAACGCCGGCGAGCACUGACUACAUAGCCACACUGCCUGACCUCAGCACCUUUGAGUCCAAAUGCCGACUUCACAGAUUUUCCAAAUUUGAGUCUGAGGACUCAGGGGUUGAAUUGCCUAGUGGGGCUAACUCUCCAUCUACGCCGACAGGUUCGGAGAAGAGCUUUGUGCUUCACAGCAGAGACUCGUUUUGUGACUCCGGGGUGCUUAGCACCUCUUCCUCUCCAGAAAUUGACCAUCUGAUAAUGAGAACAUGUAAAGAGCGGGCCAGAAAAGCUAGCCAUGGCCCAGAGAGUGAAAAGCAAGCUGAGUACUACAGCCAGGAGGUAGAUGCUGUGCAGGUUCCUACAGCUUCCCUUGAAGACUUCAGUAUCCCUCAGGAAGGACAAAGUCCCAAACAACAUUUUGACCAAAGUGAAAUGCAAUCUCUGGAAAAGCAACCUACCCAAGAGAUGGACCUUCCUAGGGAAAACACACUUCCCACUCCAGCUCCUGUAGAAGAGCCAAAGACCAUUGCUGACCAUUACCCAGAGACCUUUGGCAGCGUGCAAGACCUUCAGAUCCAUGAACAUCAGCUGAAGAAGUACCCCACAAGUGACAGUCUGGAUGAAUAUAUGGACGAAUGCUGUAGACUGAGCGAGGUGAACCAAGGGAGCAACAAAGUCCUGGGAUCUGGCCUGGGAUAUCUGGAACACAUUUGCCAACUGAUUGAGAAGAUUGGGCAGCUACAGGAGCACAACUUGCGGCUCCAAAAGCAAGUGUGCAGCUUACAAAAAGAGCAGAAGAUGAGCCAGAUAAAGGAGGAGUACCUUCUGCAGCAUUGCUCUUGUGGAGCUGCCAGCGUCUUCCUCAACUCAUACCAAGAGGUGAAAACGUUUUUUACUGGGAGGAGCAGACCUCACAGCCUCUUGGUUCAGACUGGAAACCCUUCAGAUCUUUCCAUCAUCCCAGAAAUAGGAGCGAACACUGAAAAGCUGAGCAGCUGCAGUGGAAGUGAGAGAUACCCAGAAUCAGGAAACAGCCAGCUGAUGAUGGGGCUCAGGAAAUCAUUGAACAAUAGGAGCAACAAGGAGAAUGAGUUCAGAGAAGCCUGUGGCGUGGCUGAGGGACAAGCUUUUCCAUCAAAGGACCCUGCAGUAAGAAAGGGUCUGGACAUCAGUAAGAACAUCUCGGGUGAAAGCCAUGCCUGGGGGAGAAUGAGAGAUCUUAUGAGGAAGACACGGCUGAGAAACCAGAGCAAGCUGGGGCUGUCCUCUGCUGCUCUGAAGAGGUCCUGCCCACAGCUGUACAGGCCAGAUAUUAUGUCUUCAGAGCUGAGGAAAACCGAGAGGAACUCCAUGAUUGUUCUGGGGCAAAAUACAAAGAAUGAGAACAUAUGGCCUUUCUGAUAACCCAAAUGGAACAAGAAAGGAAAGAGGGGAACAUCAAUGGACACAGAACUGAAAAUCCCAGGGUUACUUUGUGCAACUUGCAUACUACAGCUGUCAACAGAGGAACUCUGAUUUGGUGUUGAAAGAGGGAGCAGAGAGAUUGAGAGAGGUGUGUGGAGAGAUGUGUGCUCAGCUAUGCCUGGCUUCACUCCCAACUCUGAAUUAUGCUUACAAAACCAAACCCCAUGAAAACCAUAGCCAGCAUCUCAGCAACGUAACCAAUAGGGACUUUUAAAUAAGAUUUGGUAAAUCUUUUUCUGCUCUGGGUUAGGAACAGAAUCACCUGAAGUACUGAAGCUUUUAAGUUAUCAUUGCUUUCUGGGGACCUUCUCCAGGUGAAGGAAGCUAAGCCUUACAGAAGACAACAGUACCUGGAAAAGUGCCAGACUCCUUGUCCAGGGCAGCAAUAGUUGAUGGGGAGAAUAGCUUCCGCCCUCUAGGGAGGUAGGUGCCAGCAGAGACUGCAGCUCAAACAAGAGCUGCACCCAGCCAGCAAUACAGGCUUGGUGGCAUCCAAAAGAAGAACCAAGUCUGUGAAGCAAAGAUAUCCUAAAAGGCUGUUCCCAAAUCUACCCUUCACUUCUAAUUCUGUGGGGGAGCUCCUUCUGUGAAGGCCUCUUUACUUUGGUGCUGCCCCAUGCAAAAACCAGCUUCCAUGCAGGCUCACUGCAGUGAGCAGAGCAAGGGGUACCCCAGGAAUCAAUCUUUUGAGAGACCUGAGUGAGGGUGCAUUGAAGACAGCACCUCAGCUGCACUGGGCAGCCCAGCUCUCUGCCCUGUUAAUCUUUAAGGGGACAAGGCUUGAAUUUCCACUUUUAAGUUAUAAGUUAAGGACCCCUGGAGGCUGCAGUGGCCAUCUGACGAACACGCU
Messenger RNA from Struthio camelus australis, 2510 nucleotides. Lineage: Eukaryota; Metazoa; Chordata; Aves; Struthioniformes; Struthionidae. The record is from RefSeq and is a predicted model, not a curated record.